AUGCUCGUCUCGGCCGCUUCGCAGUCUCAGUGGACAUCUGGGCAGUUUCCGGAUCUGCGUGGUCCAACAGUAAGCCAGUGUGCUGCAGUACUACCACGAAAUCGACAGCAUAUGUACAUCUGUGAUCCUGACCGAAUACUCAACAAUAGUCAAGCAAUGUCGCUGAACCGUCAACUGCGCGACCUCGCUGUCGGGACACCGUGUCAUUGUCAACGGCGUUCUCAGUGCACCACGGGAAUAUCCGGUACUGGGACGGAAGGAUUCCAUGGUUUCGUAGUUUCGGUGGCGAUCGUGCAGAACUUACAAAUGCAAGUGCAUUCUCCAAGUGAAGCUCAACUCACCGAACGAGCAGAGUCUUUCUGUCGUGCUUUAGAGGGACGAUGGGCCCUUGGUGACUGUGGCAACUCGGUGAUCGUUUUUGUUUGGGAGCACUACAAAAAGAUGAUCAUCUGGCCAGCCCGUUUGGCCGAGAAGUACGUGACGGUAGAAGAACGAAAGAACAUUCUUUCAAAGGUUAAUGAACUUAUUCAAGCUGAUCAGUGGUAUUUGGCUCUGUCACAAGUCAUCGCGGAACUCCUUCGUGAGUUGAACGGAGAAGAGCAAGGUAAAGUCGACACAGGAACAUUGUCGUUGCUAGUGGCCGUCGGACUUGCAGUGCUUCUUACACUGUUAAUUACAUGCUGUGUAUGUGCGUUCCGAUGUUGCGGCAACUUACGGCGUGAACACCGACCUCGGCCGAUUCGACGAGCUGUUGAACGAGUAGACAGCUUACGAGAAACCGUGCUCAAAGGACGAUCUCAACUACGGAGGUUGAAAAUAUUAGCGUUCGCUUUUGGAGUCAUCUGA
Angiostrongylus costaricensis is the source of this 846-nucleotide messenger RNA. The record is from the annotation of a GenBank genome assembly. NCBI's taxonomy places the organism in Eukaryota, Metazoa, Nematoda, Chromadorea, Rhabditida, Metastrongylidae.